AAAAAAAAAUAAAAACAAACACCAAAAAUAAAAUAAUAAAAAAAACCAAACUUACAAUUUCCUGCUUUUUUACUUUUAAUAAUUUAACAACGUUUUUUUUUUUUGAAUUAAAUUCAAAAAAAAAAAAAGAAAAUUCCAAAAAAAAAAUAAAAGACAAAAAAAGAAGAAAAGACUUUUGCUAAUACUAAGGAUAAAUAAAUUGUAAGGAUUUAAAUAGGAAUAAAUUCGUAUAUAAAAAUUAAAAAAUAAAAAAAAAAUCAAGAUUUUGCGUACCUAAAUUAUUGAAGGACAAUCAGCAUACAAGAAGAUAAAGCAUAAAUAGGCGCUCAGAACAAGUGAAAGCAAAAAGGAUAAAAAGGAUUUAUUGAUGAAUAAAUUUUAUAUAUAAAAUACACCGAUUCUAUAUAGACCGAUAAAAAAUUCAAAAUCUAUAUACUAUUUUAUCAAAAACAUAAUAAAAGCAAUAUUAAGAUAUCUACAUCAUAUACAUACAUAAUACGCAUUCAUAAACUUAUAAAAGCAAAAUAACCAUUAAAAUUGCUAUUUUGUACUGACUGUCUUUCGAAAUAAAAAUAUAAACAAAAAUAAAACAUAAUUCUCUCUCUUGUUCUCUCCCAUACAAUACAAAAAGUCGUAUUUCUCUUGAAAGAUUUUGAAGUUAAAUAAAGCUAAAAAAAAAACAUAUAAAGCAGAUAUAUAAAGUAUUAAUAAAUCCUUAAUAAAGUAAAAGGAUCUUUAAUAGCGAAAUUUUUUGAUAAAAAUUUUUUUUGUGUGAAGAGUUUAAUAAAAAAUCUUUCAAAAUUACUAAACAACAGGAAAAAACUUCAACUAAAAGCAAAAUGAUUGCUAACGGCUUAGAGAGCAGCCAACAAAAUGGCCGCGCUGGUUCCAUAAGCAGCGGCCAAGAUGACAGCAAAACAAAUUUGAUUGUCAACUAUCUACCGCAAACAAUGACACAAGAGGAAGUUAAAUCUUUAUUUUCCAGUAUUGGAGAUGUUGAAAGCUGUAAACUAAUAAGGGAUAAGGUCACUGGUCAAAGUCUUGGUUACGGUUUCGUGAAUUAUCAAAAAGCUGAAGAUGCAGAUAAAGCUGUUCAUACAUUUAAUGGUUUACGUUUACAAAAUAAGACAAUAAAAGUAUCAUUUGCUCGGCCAAGUUCAGAUGCAAUUAAAGGUGCUAAUUUAUAUGUAUCAGGUCUUUCAAAAAGUAUGACACAAACUGAUUUAGAACAUUUAUUUCAAUCAUACGGACAAAUUAUUACAUCGAGAAUAUUAUGCGAUAAUAUAACUGGUUUAUCAAAAGGUGUUGGUUUUAUACGAUUCGAUCAACGUUGUGAAGCCGAACGAGCUAUACAAGCUUUAAAUGGUACAACACCAAAAGGUGCUAAUGAACCAAUAACAGUGAAAUUUGCCAAUAAUCCUAGCAAUAAUAUUAAUAAAACUUUACCACCAUUAGCUGCAUAUUUAACACCACAAUCAAAUCGCCGUUUCCCUGGGCCAAUACAUCACCCCACCGGUCGUUUCAGAAAACUAUCUCCAUUCAGAUUUUCUCCAUUAACUGGAGAUUUACUUGGAAAUACUAUUUUGCCAACAAAUGCUAUUAAUGGUUCUGGGUGGUGCAUAUUUGUUUAUAAUUUGGCUCCAGAAACUGAAGAGAAUGUUUUAUGGCAAUUAUUUGGUCCAUUCGGCGCUGUUCAGAGUGUUAAAGUGAUUAAAGAUCUUCAAACAAAUAAAUGCAAAGGUUUUGGUUUUGUAACAAUGACCAAUUAUGAUGAAGCUGUUGUUGCUAUACAGUCAUUAAAUGGCUAUACAUUGGGUAAUCGUGUCCUCCAAGUCAGUUUCAAGACGAACAAUACUAAAAAUAAAACAAACUGAAAUGAUAUUAAAAAAUUUAUAUAAAUAUUUAUUUAAAAAUAUAUUAUAUAAAAUUAUUUAAUGAGAAAACAAAAAAAAAGAAAUGAUAUACAUACAUAUUUUAUGAAAUAUUAAAAGAAUGAAAAAAAAACCAUAAAUUUUUACAUUAACAUACAUACAUAUAUAUAAAAAUAUAUAUUAUAUAUUCAUAUAUAUGUUUAACAUUUAAUAAGAAGAAAAAACAAAACAAAAACCAUUUUAAAUCUUAGAAAAACCAAUAUGUAUUUAAAAUUUUAAUUUUAAUUAAAUGUCGUUCAAAACAACCAUACCAAAAAUAAUAAUAAAAAAAAAAUUAAUUAAAUUAAUAGUAAAGAACUUAAAAAAAAAUAAAAACAAAAUGAAUAUAGAAUGGAUAAAAAAAUCUUUAAACUAUUUUAUAAAAAAAAAAGCAAAAGAAAAAAUUAAAAAUAAAUUAAUUUAAACACUUUAUAUUAAUUAUUAUUAAAACAAAAUAAAUUAAAUUAAAUUAAAUUAAAAAAAUGAAAACCUAUAUAAAAUUAACAUAAUUUUU
Molecule: messenger RNA, 2424 nt
Organism: Condylostylus longicornis
Lineage: Eukaryota; Metazoa; Arthropoda; Insecta; Diptera; Dolichopodidae
Product: ELAV-like protein 2
Exons: 6
Coding region: 840-1874 (344 amino acids)
Cellular component (GO): ribonucleoprotein complex
Molecular function (GO): RNA binding
Source: RefSeq, a predicted model, not a curated record